Prinia subflava (tawny-flanked prinia) is the source of this 3123-nucleotide messenger RNA. It is a transcript of the gene UTP14A, whose product is annotated as UTP14A small subunit processome component. Gene Ontology annotation, biological process: rRNA processing. The record is from RefSeq and is a predicted model, not a curated record. Gene Ontology annotation, cellular component: small-subunit processome; nucleolus. Lineage: Eukaryota; Metazoa; Chordata; Aves; Passeriformes; Cisticolidae.
UUGCUCCAAGGAUCCUCUGGAUCCCGUCAACUUCAAAAAUGCUCCCAGGAGCCGGGUCCGGCCGGGUGGGAGGUAGGUGCGGGAGUUCCGUCCCCAAGCCUGCGGCAGUGGCGGGAAAACAGCGAUUCCUGAAAUCCUUGCGGCUGGGGGCACCCUCGAGGGUCGCGGAUGGAGCGAAGACCCCCAGAGCUGCUCUGGCCGCGGUGGCACCGCCGGCUCCCGCUUCCCGGCGAACCGGGGGCGCCCCGGGAGGGCCAGAGCUGUCCCGGAGCCCCCGGGGGCCUCGUCCGAGGCUGGGACGGCGCUGUCCGUGUCCCGGUCCCUCACGGGACCCUCUCGGUCCCCACUGGUUCUCCCUCCCCUCCUGCCGGAGCCGGUGCCAUGGCAACUCGGACGUCACGGAGGCGCGCUUUACGGCAGGACGCGAGGGCUCGGCGCGACACUCGGUGGCGCUUUGCGGCAGUACCGGCGUGCAGAGCCAUGGCGGAGGAGGACCCGGCAGCGGCGGCGUCCGGGAGCGGCAGUGAGAGCGAGGAGGGGGAGGAUGGCGAGCGGCGGCACCGGCAGCUCCUGGAGGCGAUCAGCGCCUUGUCCGGACGGAAGCGGCGGAAGCUGGCGGAGCGCUCGGAGGCGAGCGGGCAAGUGUCCGAGUUCAAUGUCACCUGCAAAGGUGCUGGGGAAAAGCUGGUUCUGUCAGAGCUGCUGCAGCCCAUCCAUCCCAAAUCCACGCUGGGCAGCGUAAGGAAGGAGCUGGCCAGAGUGAAGCAGAAGGCGGUGGUGGAGCUGCCGCUGAGCAAAGAGGAGGCCAGGAGGGUGGUGAGGGAGGCCGCCUACGUCACCACCUCGAAGGACGUGGGGAGGUGGCAGCAGGUGGUGCUGCAGAACCGACGCGCGGAGCAGCUGGUGUUCCCCCUGCGGCAGGACAUCGCCACCGUCACCCCUCUGGAGAGAGUCACCUCGGCGUGGAAGGCCCGAACUCCACUGGAGCAGGAGAUCUUUGGGUUGCUCCACAAGACACAGCAGCCUAUCACAGACCCGCUGCUGACACCAGAGGAGAUGGCCUCACUGCAGGCCAUGAGCUUGGAGGAGGCCUCGCGCCGGCGGGCAGAGCUGCAGAAGGCCCGGGCAGUGCAGUCCUAUUACGAGGCCAAGGCUCGGCGGGCGAAGCGGAUCAAGAGCAAGAAGUACCACCGCGUGCUCAAGAAGAGCCGGAGGCGCCAGGCCCUGAAGGAGUUUGAGCAGCUGCACAAAUCGGACCCUGCGGCCGCCUUGGCACGGCUGGAGGAGCUGGAGCAGCUCAGGAUGCAGGAGCGGAUGAGCCUUAAGCACCAGAACAAAGGAAAAUGGGCACGAUCCAGGGCCAUUAUGGCUAAGUAUGACCUCGAGGCCCGCAAGGCCAUGCAGGAGCAGCUGGCCAGGAACAAGGAGCUGAUGCAGAAGGUACGGGUGGAACCACCCGAGGAGGAGCUGUGUGAGGUGCCCGAGGAGGACACCAUGGCCUUGCCCAUGCUCACCAGGGGCAGUGGGGCUAAUCCCUGGAUGCUAGGUAAGCCCAGUGGCCCGGCCCUAGAGCCUGAGGAACAGGAGGGUCCAAGAGAUGACACAGGGCCUGGUGCUGUGGAGAACCAGGAUGAGAUGGAAGAGGAGAAGGAGCUUUCGGACGAAGAAGCUCUGCUGCAAGACUUCAAGCAGAAGCGACGAGAGCGGACAGGGAGCCCUGAGGAGCACAGCGAGGAGCAUGGUGAAAACCAGCAACCUGUAGGUGCUGAUGAGACUGAGGCCAAUACUGAGCAGCCCAGGAACAGCCCAGUCCUCCCAGCCUGUGCUGAAGAUCUGGGGGACAGCCCAGUCCCCCCAGCCUGUGCUGAAGAUCUGGGAGACAGCCCAGUCCCCCCAGCCUGUGCUGAAGAUCUGGGGGACAGCCCAGUCCCUCCAGCCUGUGCUGAGGAGCUGGGAGACAGCCCAGUCCCCCCAGCCUGUGCUGAGGAGCUGGGAGACAGCCCAGUCCCCCCCACCUGUGCUGAGGAGCUGGUGAGCACAGGACUGGAGCCGCCUCCUCAGGCCCAGGAGCAGCUCCUGCUCUCAGAGCAGCUGCGCCGCGUGCAGACCAUGGAGGAUGUGGAGAGUCUGGCCAAGAAGGAGCUUGUGGAAGAGCAGGAGAAGCUGGUAGCCCCAAGAGCAGGGAAGCGAGCACAGCAGCAGGAGGAAGGCAGAGCUGGGGACAAACAUACCAAGAAAACACCAGCCAAGAGGAAGAUGAUCAGCCUGGAGGCUGUGCUGGAUGGGAAGCCCCAGGAAAUGGACAGCCCCAGUCUGCCUGUGGUCCUGGAGGAGGAGGAGGGUGGCUUUGAGCAGCGUGGGAUGAUCACGGAGGCCUUUGCCGGGGAUGAUGUCGUCGCCGACUUCCGCCGGGAGAAGCGCAAGGCAGAGGAGGCAGCGAAGCCGCAGCCAGUGAGCCUGGUGCUGCCUGGCUGGGGAGAGUGGGGUGGCACGGGGCUGAAACCCAGCGCCAGGAAGAUCAAGAGGUUCAUGAUCAAGCCACCACCGGCGCCUCCACGGAAGGACCAGCACCUGCCCCACGUCAUCAUGAGCGAGAAGCGCAACAUCCACGCGGCAGCACAUCAGGUCAGCGAGCUGCCCUUCCCCUUCGAGCGGCACCAGCAAUUCGAGCAGAGCAUGCAGACACCUGUGGGCCCCACGUGGAACACUCAGCGUGCCUUCCAGAAGCUGACAGCCCCUCGAGUCAUCACCCGCACUGGCCACAUCAUCCAACCCAUCUCAGCUGAGGAUGUCCCUGACACAGCCCCUGACAGCACCACCAGGCUCAGGGGGGAGGCCAUGCCCGGGAGGAAGGCUGUGCCCACGAAGAAGGCUGUGCCCAGGGGCAAGGCUGUGCCCGGGGGGAAGGCCAUGCCCAGGGGGAAGGCCAUGCCUGGGGGAAAGGCUGUGCCCGGGGGGAAGGCCGUGCCCGGGGGGAAGGCUGUGCCCCGGCACAGCAGAGCGCAGUAGCUCUGUGUCUGCAGCCUGAGGGCUCAAACUGGAGCAAGCAGAGGAACCAGGAGCAUCUCCUGGUUCUGUCCAGUUCCUUCUACCUCUUUCUCUGCAAUAAAACCCAGGGCUGCC